CAAAGAAAAAGGGUGGUGUCGUGGUGUAGGUAAAGUAAAAGAGUGUGUUGGGGAGGGGAAGUUUAGGGUGAGAGGGUCUAGUAGUAAAGUAGUACUAGUAAGUAGUAGUAGUACUAAAUCACGAUGCCCACACACGCGCGCACACGUCUUCCGGAGUGGAGGAUCACGAGCUGGUGCAAUUGGGUCCGAAAGGUUAAGAGGGAGGAAGCAAGGGAGAAAGGCAAAGUCACGGUCUGGGUCAGAAGACUCAAUGGCAGCGAGUUGGGGAGAAAGAUGGGGGUGAAAGACAGAGGCGCGUGGUCAUCCGCGUCGAGGGUUCGGUGGUUCCCCUUUGCGGUGAAACUAAGCAACGUCCAGCCUCAUAGCGUGUCUUUCUUCUUCCCUUCCACGCGUCGGCCGCUUUUCAACAUCCACUUUUAUUUACGGCGUUGUGGUUUCUCCGUGGAAGAGGAAAUAGUAACACUCUACACUGAAUGAUUGCCCGUUCGGUAGUUUCAUAAUUGGGAAUUGGUGUUUGAUCUCUCUACACGUGCAAUCCAGGUGUUUCUGUCAUUCUCGGGUUCCACUUCAUCGCGAUCUAGCAAAGAUGCAAGCAG
This is a messenger RNA of Aspergillus neoniger CBS 115656, 596 nucleotides long. RefSeq lists its product as uncharacterized. The record is from RefSeq and is a predicted model, not a curated record. Lineage: Eukaryota; Fungi; Ascomycota; Eurotiomycetes; Eurotiales; Aspergillaceae. The coding region runs from base 124 to 477 and encodes 117 amino acids. The transcript has a single exon.